AAAAUGCAGAAGAAAAUUUUUAGAUAAUUCUUCACGUUCUGCUACAGCAGCAUCAGACAGAAACUAAAAAGAAAAAUCCUACAAUCGCAAAAAACAGUCGACGAAACGUGCACUUACUGCGUAGUUAAAAUAUUUCCGUCCUGUAGGAGGCGUCAACACGGCUUGCCGUCACGGUUUUAUCUGCGCGUCACCACCAGUGAAGAAGAAUCUGCCCAAUAGCGUCGCAGAUUUUUGUGUUUUGAAUCAAACGCGGUGGACGUUUCUGUUGAGUUUAUUUUAUGUACUGUUUAAUUUGAUAACGCUGAACAAAGUUGACUGAAUAAGCCGAGAGUCUUACAGACAGUAAUGGCAUCCAGGAGGUCAAUCUCCUUAGGGAACGACUUGACUCCCGAUAAAUAUGGAGAACGUACUCCUCUGCGAAGUAUGGAGAAUGAAAUUCCACACGUAGAUACUACACCAUCUAAACAGAAAUCAGGCGUAGAUGCUGUCAAAACAGCAAAGGAUGAAGUUCUUCUCUGCGACUCAGUGUCUCAGUUGCACACUUCUCCAUACACCAUGACAAUACAGAAGUGGAUUCCCACAAAGGAUGAAGCCGAUUGUGGAAAUGUUACAUUUAAGUCCUUUACAUGUCCUGGAAACGAGGUUGAAAUCUCAGACUUUUCUGUGUGUAGAGAAGACAGCGUUGUUUUGCCUCUUGAUCAGGCUACAUACAGAAGUGAACCAGACGAUACGAUCAUAUCUGACAGUGUGAUUGUACAGUCAAGUGACGGCCACGUAGACCAUCUUUAUUAUAAGCCUGAGACCCCAAACACUGAGUGGACAGGAGGGAAUGGAGCCAGCUUCUGUGAAUAUCCCAGCAGUACCCAUGCCUCCGGGGUCGUCGAUAUUAAACAUCCUACACAAGAAUUGCAAGACACUACCUUGAAAUUACUGCUGUGUGAUAUCAAUGAUAGGGAAGUCCAGGUUGACGCUGCAGACCACAAGACUGUUCCUCCGUCUAACGUACAGCAUGAUGAGUUAUUACAAGACAACUGUGGAAAUUUAAGUCAUCCGUCUGACAGCAGCCAACUGAGUGAAACUAAACACACUGAUGAUUUAAAUUCUGGUAGUGUGGAUGUUGUUCCUGUCAGCACCACUUUGUCUGAGACGUCAAAUGAGUUGGACAAACAUGCUAAUGAGCUGAAUGAUAUCACCUUCAAAUCACUGAACUGCACUGGAGGAGAGAUAGAAAUCUCAGAGGCCACCGGCCUUUUGAGUGAGACCGUCAUACCACUACCAAGUGAUUCUAUGACAAGCAGCGUGUUACAAAGUGACUGCUUGAGUGAAAGCACUUUAACUGAUCAACGUGACGUUCAAGGUAGCAACAGGCACUUAGAUCACCAAUACUGUAUUGAAAGUUGCUCAAUGACCUUGAUUGGAAACAUCUCUGAUGUCAAGGAACCAGUGGUAUCCAAAGAUGGUAAAGAUGAGGUAGAACAUGGUUGCUCUGUUGUCCCUGACAGUCUGGCCUGUGACUCCUUGAUUGAAGCUAAGAAUAUGGAUGAAAAAACAAACGCAACCCUACUACCUGAGAAGACGAUCUCUCCCUCUAAAGACCAGAUCCAGCUUCCUGAUGACAUCACACCUGCCUCUCGUACACACGAUCAAAACCAACGUGAUAGUGAAACGGCAGAAUAUCAUCAGCAAGUUCAAGAAGUCGGCGUCUCAAACAUUUGUUCAUCAACAAACCACCAACCAGUCACCUGCCAGGAUCAAGAAAUGUCAAUGCAUUCAUUACAUCCAGAAGACAGUGCACUGCCCUCGGAGCUUAACAAAACCGAGUCUUCAGAAUGCGAUAAAAGUGUAGCCCCAGAGAGGGAGAGUUCCUCACCUGAGGAGGCUCAACAGCCUCUAAACUAUGAGUGUCAAGUACAGUCAGUUAACGUCCCCUCUGAUUCUUGUGAGGCAAAGGACAGUGCUCUUGGUUCAUCUGGAAAUGGACCUCUUUGUAGCCCUGCAGAAAAACCAAAUGCACAAAACAUUUGUGAUGUUUUCAAUGCUCUGUCAGAUUGUCCCUCAGUGGCGUCAGCUUUGCGACUUGGACUCCUGAGUCCUGUGGUGAGAAGAGUCUCAGUGUCUGCACUCCAGGCUUUAAAUGAUACCCGUGUGAAGAGUCUUUUGGCAGAACACUCCCCUGUCAUCACCGAAUCCUCUGUGUUAUGGGAAGAUCAAUUGGAGAGCCCAAUGCCCCGUCCUCUGUUUAACUCCACACUGCUGAGUCAAAAACAACAGUCAUUCACAGGCUCCGAAUCCAUAAAAGAAGUGGAUGAGAAGGCAUGUGACACACAUCCUUCUGAGGCCAAAAAGCCUGUUGUGGAUUUUCCAUUUAUUCCGGAUGGGCCACUUCAACAGCAACUCAGACAGAUGGCAGAAUUCCUCAUGUUGGCAUCUGGAAAGAUGGGUCCUGCUGGAAUUUCUGCAUCCACUCCAGUCUCUGCUGCCAUCACAGCCCCGUCUGCUACUCUGACGGAGACCCACAGUGUUGGUGUCGGCACUACAGUUGUGAAUAUGGUGGACCACAGCCUCAAUACGUCAGGGGAGUUUGAGCGAAAAAGAGAAGUACCUGUGGUUGAUUCCUGCACUCUGACUGACCCGCUGCUCUGGAAUGUACCACCAGGCACCCUGGAAAGCCUCCAUAGAUCUGACCUGGAACAGAGGUUGAGGUCUAGCAUGAUUAUGGUGGAGGCCCUGGUGCAACAGUUGACUGCAGCCAGAGCACAUGGAUCUCCUACUGGCCUUGCACCGUCUGAACUCAGGGAGAAGUUGGUCCAGACAGACCACACUGAGCUCAGUCAGACCACAGGCUACAAAGAGCUUUAUCUGGAGGCACUGAGCAGGAUCAGUGAGUUGGAGCUGGAUGGAAGGUCUCUACAGAACCUCACUCAGAGUGUACGUGAUGUCAAAAUUAUCAUGAGUUCUUGCAGUAGUGAGACUCACGCUGCUCUCUCUAACAUGAAGGAAAUGGAAAACCUUGUCAAAGAGGACCAACAAAGCCUCCUUUCACACUAUGGUCAGAUGAAGUCUCUACUUGAGAAAUCAAAGGUGACACAGGCUCGAAUGCUGCAGAAGGUUAAUGAUGCUUUUCAGCAAAGAGAGGACAUGAGGACACAAAUGGAGGAGGCCAACAAAGCCAAGGAGGCGGCCUUCAGUGUGACGGAACAGUUGAAGACACACUGUGCCACAGAAGUGUCAGAUCUGCAGAGGACUGUCGGAUCUCAGCAAGAGCUGCUGGCUGCCCUCAAACAGACUUACCCAGAACAGGUUUCGGUGAACCAGGCUGCUACUGAAACACUGAGGUCUGCUCAUCAUCUGUUGUCCGAAACCAUGGAGGAAAACAACAGGUUGAUGAGUGAACUCAGCGCAGUCAGAAAUCUACUGAGGAAAACUACUCCUAUGCUACUGAAGCUAAACAACAAAGCUGCGGCUGCUUUGUCCGAGAGAGAUGAAAAUGUUUCUGCCAGAGAACAAGCUGUUAAAGAGAAAGACGAGGUUGAAGAAGAUUUAAAGGAAACUAGGCUGAAUCUACAAACUGCCAGAGAGCAGAUUAAUGACUUGAAUCUACAGGUGACCAUUAUGGCAUCAGAGGUGGCUGUUCUCCAUGAGAAGAUGGCAGAAAGGGACCAAGAACGGGGCCAACUUGAAAUCAAAGUGACCGAAUUGUCCGCCACCGUUUCCUCCACGUUAGCCUCCUACACUUUCCUGGAGCAGGCACUGGCCACUGAGACGACAAAGUUACAGCAAUCAUGGAAGGACAUCCAGCAGGCCAGGGACAGAGGAAACCAGUUGGAGGCGUCGCUGGAAACAUCGGAGCAGCGUGUGUCAGAGUUAAGUCGGGCUCUGUCCCAGUGUGAGGAGCAGCUCCGUCAGUCCCAGACCCUGUCACAGUCUCAGACACUCCAGAUCCAGCAGCUCCAGGAUGUCUGCACACAGCUCGGCGGUGUGAAGGAAUUGAAUGAGUUCUUACAGAUGGAGAACGAACUUGCGAGAGAACAGGUGGUCGAGAGUGAGCGCAUGCUCAGCGCCAACCUGCAGGGACUCAGGGAGAGGAACAUCCAGUAUGAGGACCUCAAUGGUCAACUCAGUCGGCUGCAGCUAGAGAACGGAAGUUUGCAGGAACAGCUGGAAACCACGAGGUCCAGAGCGAGUACCCAGCAGCUUGAGUUUGUAGAAAAGCUGGCACAGGCAAAUACUGAGGUCACGUUACUGCAUCACACACUGAGAGGGAUCACUAAUGAGCUACAGGCAGAGCUCAGUGAUGAGAGAGCAAAGUCACAAAAGGACACGGAAUCCCAGUCGCUCAGUCAGACGACACGACGAAACCCGAACAGUUCUUUUGUUGACAGCGUCAUGUUUGCAUUAACUGCGGAGCAAGACGAAGAAGAAGAAGAAAAGAAGUCAGAGGGAGUUUUUGAAUCAGACACACCUGAAACACGGCGGGAAUCACUGUUCAGUGAGAAGAGCGCCUUCACUCGCAUAACAGCGGUCACUCCAAAGAAGAACUCAAGCAUUGUAGAAUUUAAAGAAGAAGAAGUAGAAGAAGAUCAGAGCAGUGUGGCUGAGAUGCUGGCUGACGUAGGCAGCACCGUCAACGAGCUAAUCAGUAGCCUGAAGUCGUUGCGUCAGAUUAAAGAUGCUCAGCUUCAGGAUCUCCAAAACACAGUCUUUCGCCUGCAGGAGGAGCAACAGGCUGCGAACAGCCAACAUGAGGCUGAGGUGUCAGAACUGAAGCAUCAACUUGGCCAAUUAAACGUCCUGGCUGAAAGAGGAAGUCAGGCGCUGCAGAAGAAAGCCCAGGAUGAGAAAACAGUGACAAAGCUUUCAGAAGAAGUCAAUGAAGUCCAGGAAUUUCUGAACAGACAGAAGGCUGAAAAUAGUGAACUUCGGAAGGAAGUAUUGGAGCUCCGUCGCUCUGUCCAUCAUUCGAAGAUCGAGUCUCAAUUCUUGCGCGAGGAACUGAGAAAAGUUGGCGGGAUUUCAGUGAAUCCAGCGCAUUCGUUGGAUGAGAAGAUCCAGUUAAUAAAGGAGGUGGAGAGACUGAAGGUCAGUCUUCAGGAGGUGGAGCAGGCCAAAGUCAAACUUCUGGAGAGAGCAAAGAGACAUCAAAUGAUCCACCAGAUUAACCAGCAGAAAAGUGAGAACGAACUACAGAUUUUAAACCACAUGAUAAAUAAAGUCAGAGAGACACUGCUGUCUUUGCCAGAGUUGGUGAAGAAUUGUGAACAGCUCCAACAGCUUGUUGAAUACAUUGGCUGACAAUGCCUCUUGUCAAAGGGAAAACACUUAAAUAAAUAUCCUUACAG
Messenger RNA from Cynoglossus semilaevis (tongue sole), 5339 nucleotides. RefSeq names its product sperm associated antigen 5 (gene spag5). Bases 346 to 5292 code for a protein of 1648 amino acids. The transcript has 26 exons. Lineage: Eukaryota; Metazoa; Chordata; Actinopteri; Pleuronectiformes; Cynoglossidae. The record is from RefSeq and is a predicted model, not a curated record. Gene Ontology annotation, biological process: cell division; regulation of attachment of spindle microtubules to kinetochore.